AUGUCUGGACUAUUUGCUAAACCUACUGUGAUCGAUAACGAAAAGCUGGUUGCUGAAAAGCAGAGAACGAUUGUUCAAAUCAAGAAGAAGGAAAGAAAGCAAAAGAAAAGAGACGAAAGGAAAGCAGCAAAAAAUGGUGAUGAUGCUUCGAACAAUGACAAUGGUACAGCAGAUCAGAAUGUAGCAGAUAAAGAGCACCCUGAACAUAGAGAGAAAGUUGGUGAGAAAAUGGACCUUGACGAUGAUGAUGGGGCAUUGGAAGAUAAGUACAUGUCUAAAUUAGUAGUAUCUGAAGCUGAAGAGUCAGGAGAUGAAGAAUCUGAGAAUGAAGAAUCUGAAGAUUCUGAUGAUGAAGCUCAAGUUGGUGAAGCAGGUUGUUCCGAUGAGGAGGGCGUUGAAGAUGCAACAAUGGAAGAAUCUACGGAGUCUGCAGAAACUGCAAAUGGUAAACCAACGAAAACUAAGACAACUGCGGCUCAAGUCCUUGAUUUAAAGGAUAAGGAGUUUGAAAAGGCGGAACGGACUAUUUUUAUUGGCAAUGUGCCAUCGAUUAUUAUAUCAAGUAAGAGGGAAACUAAAGAUUUCAAGAAUUUCAUCAAUAAAAGUUUGGAAUGUCCUGAAAAUACAAGUUUGAUUGAGUCUGUGAGGUUCAGGUCUUUGCAUUCUACAACAACUGCGCCACGUAAAGUUGCAUAUAUAUCCAAAGAGGUUGAUCUUGAAAACGUCAUGAAUGCAUAUGUUGUCUUCAAGAGUAAGGAUGUAUCACUCAAAGCAAAAAAACUCAACGGUGUUGUUUACAGAGAUCAUCAUUUAAGAAUUGAUCAUUUAACACACCCAGCCAAAAAGGAUAAUAAACUAUCAAUUUUUGUUGGUAAUUUAGAUUUUCAAGAAAAGGAAGAAACAUUAUGGAAGUACUUCAAUGAUAAGUUAAUCGAGAAGAAAGAUAAGAAAGACACGAAAAAUGUCAUUGAAAAUGUACGAAUUGUUAGGGAUUCCAAAACUUCAUUUGGUAAAGGUUUUGCUAUUAUUCAAUUUAUUGACACCAAUUAUGUCACAAAAUCGCUAUUAUUAAACGGUAAGAAAAUGGGAAAAAGAACACUGAGAAUCACAAGAAGUAAAAAAAUCAUGCGUAAUAAUGAUGAUAUGCGUAAGAAAUUUUCCAAAUUAAAUGAUCAACAAAAGACUGUUGUUGGAAGGGCCAAACAAUUGGGUAAGGGUGAUCGUAAAACAUUGGGUAAAUUGGUUGUCGAAGGUGAACGUGCCGUCAAGGGUAAGACUGUGCUAGGGCGUAAUGGAGUUGUCAAACAAAGACAUGGUGCAAGAAAGGAGAGGAGGGCAGCCGAUGCAAGGGUCACCAAAAGAAGUCAGGCCUUUAAGGAGAAGCUAGCUGCUGAAGCUUCAUCUAAGAACAAGAAGAAGUAG
Molecule: messenger RNA, 1422 nt
Organism: Pichia kudriavzevii
Lineage: Eukaryota; Fungi; Ascomycota; Pichiomycetes; Pichiales; Pichiaceae
Exons: 1
Coding region: 1-1422 (473 amino acids)
Molecular function (GO): RNA binding
Source: RefSeq, a predicted model, not a curated record